UUAAAAUCGGUUCGAUCAGGAUUCUCGGAGGCAUCCCCCGAUCGACCUAAGUCUGCGAGAGUGGUUUGUUGACGCAGCAGAGCCGUAUCUGACGUCGUGGGUUGAGUUUGGGCCUCAUCACUUAGCUGGGUGGUGUUGAUUUCGUCAUGGAGGGAUCCAUCGCCAUUUUCGCUAUGAAACGGUGAAGAGGACACAGCAUGUCCAUUUGAGAUCGAGUAAGCGGAAUGAAAGGACGCGCUGUCGUCUGUUUGCCUCCGGCCUGAAGUUGGCGUUUCAACAGCCGGGAAUGUGUCCUCAUCGAAGCUCUGUAAGGGAGAGUCGACUAGAUGAGAGUCCAAGGAAGGCAAAACAUUUUCCCCAAAAAUGUCCUCGCCAAUUUGAAAAGAAUCCCCGACCCAUUUGAUGUUCGCCUUACGAGUCCAGACACUUUGUUUCCUUUUUCGAAUCAUUUCAGGCAUCCCCGACCAGGCGCUUUGCUUGAAUUUACGAAGAAGCUCUUCCUGGCGGCUAGGAUUCAUGCCGCGGUUCCGGCUGGAGUGGGGAAUAACUCUUUGGAUAACAUGCCAGAGUCUUUCAUCAGAAAUGCUAUCAUCCGCAUUAGCUUGGUCGUUCCGAGCAACCUCGGAGAUCACUUGACGCGUUUUGCGAAUUUGGGGGGCUGCGACACGAAAAGGCAUGGGGCCAAUGAACUGACGUAUGACACAGGAAUGAUCAUCGAUGUGAACAGUUGGCUGGGGAGCUGGAAGGACAGAGUGGGCACCCGAGCCAGUCGCAUCGAGAUGAGUCGACUGAUUGCUGUCAAGGUUCGCGCGAUGCAUCGUUUGACCUCUUGGUAAUUGCCAUUUUGAACCACGUGCCGUCCAUGACGUUUUGACGUUUUGCCUGAAGCAACUUUCGAUCUACUUGCAGGAUCAUUCAAUUCAUGCCUAACAGCUGGUCACAAAGUGGUAUCUC
Molecule: messenger RNA, 954 nt
Organism: Cantharellus anzutake
Lineage: Eukaryota; Fungi; Basidiomycota; Agaricomycetes; Cantharellales; Hydnaceae
Exons: 1
Coding region: 327-836 (169 amino acids)
Source: RefSeq, a predicted model, not a curated record